Messenger RNA from Stegodyphus dumicola, 1432 nucleotides. It is a transcript of the gene rdgC, whose product is annotated as retinal degeneration C. Gene Ontology annotation, biological process: detection of stimulus involved in sensory perception. The record is from RefSeq and is a predicted model, not a curated record. Lineage: Eukaryota; Metazoa; Arthropoda; Arachnida; Araneae; Eresidae. Gene Ontology annotation, molecular function: phosphoprotein phosphatase activity; manganese ion binding; iron ion binding.
AUUUCUUUGCGCCCCUUGAAGAAUGACCUGUAACUGUUUUGCCCUCGAAGUCGAUUGGGAUCUUGACUUAAAUCGAAGCCAAACUCAAGGGAAAACUUACUUCGUCGCUUGCUGAAAAAGGAAUGAGCGUUUUGUUGAAAGUUCUUCUCUUACACUUCCUGGAAUCGAAACAUAUAUUAUUUGCGUCUUGAAUUUCCUACGUGUCAGAUGGAUAUCUUACUGUAUACCGAUGAAAAAAAAAUAUUUCUACAUAAUAUGAAGGCUGAAAUAAUCAAGAUUAAAAGAUAGAGUGACAGAGCUGAAGCAUUAUUAAUUUUUACAGUAAAAGAACUAGAUAUUUGUCUAGUGUCAAUUCUUUGUGUUUCUGGCGAAGAACUAAAUUUUAAAGAUUUUUUUCUGCUUGAAACUGCUCUAAAUCUUCUAAACCUCUGAGUACAGAACUAUGGGGUGUGCUGGCUCUGCAUGGAUGGAUACAGAAAGGAAGAAAACGAAGAGAAUUCGGUUGAUGAGUGCUACUGAGAAAGCCUUCAAUGCAGCUAUUUUGAUUCAGAAAUGGUAUAGAAGAUACUUAGCUAGACAAGAAGUCAGAAGACGGUGUUCUUGGACUAUCUUCCAAUCGUUAGAAUAUGCUGGAGAACAAGAUCAGACGAAACUUUACAAUUUCUUUAACGACCUUAUUACUCAUCUGUUUGAUGCCAAUCCCUACAUAGCAGCCUCUGUUACAUACCCUAAUCAGCAUAUUUUCAAAGGUAAGAAUCCCUUGCUCACGAGAUCGGAUGACGAAGAUGCAGAUUUAUGGGAAAAAACUCAACCAGAUACAGUGAAAGUAGAAGAGGGAUACAAAGGUCUCAAAAUAAAGCUUCCAAUGAAAGCUGAUACUAUAGUCAAGCUCACUGAAUACUUCAAGUCUCGAAGGAGGCUUCAUGCCAAAUAUGUGUUGACGAUAAUUCAUGCAGCUCGUAAAAUUCUUAAAUACAAACCAAACAUCAACUUUGCUUCCAGUGUUCACUCCAGACAAAUAACUAUAUGUGGUGACCUCCAUGGAAAAUUAGAAGAUCUAUUAACAGUGUUCUAUAAAAAUGGUUUGCCAUCCCGAGAUAGUCCUUACGUGUUUAACGGGGACUUCGUGGAUAGGGGAUCUCAAUCCGUGGAGGUUCUAAUCUUAUUGCUGGCUUGCUUCAUAGUAUGGCCAGACGCUGUCUUCCUGAACAGAGGUAACCAUGAAGAUUUCAGUAUGAAUAUCCGGUAUGGAUUUUUAAAAGAAGUGAUGGUAAAGUACAAAGUGCAUGCAGCCAAAAUUCUUCGCGCAACAGAGGAUUUAUAUGCUUGGUUACCUUUGGCUACUAUAAUAGAUAACAAGGUUUUCGUCGUUCAUGGUGGAGUGUCAGAUACUACAAAUUUAAAAGAUAUUGCUGCUAUUGACCGGCACAAG